AUGGGGAAGGAAUCACAGUCAACCUCCCACGAUCAACCCCUUCAUCAUGUUGGUUCAAUGACAGCACUAAAGAUGUUGGGCAAAAAAAUACUAAGCUCAAAGAAUCACGAUUCAGCACAUCAUGGGAAUAACUUGGAAGCAGGCCACCCCGUGCAAGGAAUGAGGAAAAUUCGAGGUCACGGUACUCACCAUAAUUCUACUUCCAGGCCCAAAAGUACUUCUCCCAAUAAUCGGAAAAGGUCGUCGUCUCUGUUCCAGAAGAAUAUGUCUAGUGCUAACGUGCCUGCUUUAACAUCGGCAAGGUCUUCUGCAUCGAUACACAAUAUGGUAGCUCACAACAACAAUCCGUUCGCUCCUCAACAAGGAAUGGAUAUGAUCAGUUCAGGUAAGGGUGUCGCUGCAGCAAGGAAAAAUGGCAGCGGUCCCACGAAUCAUUCCAUCAGUAAAAAACCAUCGGGAAAUUUUGCCAAUAAUCACCAUUUUCUAAACAAUGAGAACAUUAUUUAUAAUCCUUAUGGUAUAAAUGGUAACGUUGUACCCUCAAGAUCUGGUAGUGCAUAUGCUGGGAAUAAUGCUAACGCCAAUGGCGAUAUCAGUUUUUACAUGCAUGACGGAAAUUCAAAAAUUCGCCUUUUACCACUACCAAUUGCGGAUCCAAAUGAUUACUUGCCGGACGACAUCAAGCAAGCGAGUAUACAUAUGACAGAUAAUUUUGUUUUUGACAGUGAUAAUCUUACGUUGGGCACUGGUGGGUCAAGUGAAGUUAGAAAAAUUAGAAGUGCUUAUAGACAAAAGGACGUUUAUGCAUUGAAAAAACUCAAUAUGAUUUACGAUGAAAAUGCAGAGAAAUUCUAUAAGAGAUGCUCAAAGGAAUUUAUCAUUGCCAAACGCUUGAGCCAUCACAUCAACGUUUGUAACACGUAUUAUUUGGUUAAGGUUCCAACAACUACGUAUACCACGAGAGGGUGGGGCUUCGUGAUGGAAAUUUGUGUAAAAGAUUUGUUUCAAUUGAUGGAAAGAUCAGGAUGGAAAUCUGUUCCUUUAGAUGAGAAAUUUUGCAUUUUCAAGCAGAUUGCCGAAGCGAUUAAAUUCUGUCAUGAAGAGGGUGUCGCACAUAGGGAUUUGAAACCGGAGAAUGUCCUGAUCUCGAAAGAUGGUAUAUGCAAAUUGACCGAUUUUGGUAUAUCGGACUGGUACCACAUAGAGCCACAAAAUUUCAACAGUCCCGUGAAACGAUGUGAAGGUAUGAUUGGAUCACCACCAUACACACCACCAGAGGUGAUGCUUUUUGAUGCUAAGAAAAAUUAUCCGGAGAGUAUUCAAAAGCCGUACAAUCCCUUAAAGAUGGAUAGUUAUGCAUUGGGAUUAAUCCUGAUAGCAUUGGUGAAUAAUAUUUUACCGUUUUUUGAGUCAUGCAAUACAGAUCCCAGAUAUAGAGAUUUCGAAAUAUCGUACGAAAAUUUCAUAAAUCAUCAAUGUCCUCACUUCAGAGACAAAAAUUACCAUAAAGGUGGGCCAGGAUCGGAAUAUAGUUUGGCUAGAAAUUUCAAAAGUACUGAAGCAUCUCGUGUUGCAUGGAGGCUUUCGGAUCCAAAUCCAGAUACCCGCUAUUCUAUUGAAGAGCUUUAUAAUGAUCCCUGGUUUCAGUCAAUAGAAGUAUGCGUGAAUAAUGAUGACGACCAUGCUAUUAAAGCACCAGAGAUUAGGAAAAGCUCAUCAGAUAUAGCAAUGAACUCAAACGUGAAUUCCAAUUCGAAUUCCAAUUCAGAUUUUUUUCAUAGUGAUCAGGAUUCAGGUUCUAGAGAACGGCUGGAGUCUCCACAACAUACAUCAAAUCCAUUCUUGACUGCGAAGAUAAAGCCUAAACCAAAGCCUAGGUCGAUGGUUGAUAUUGCACAAUCACCAAUCAAUAAGAGCGAGGUUGCUUCAAAAGUACCAUCCAAGGUCGUUGAAGAUGAAGAAGAUGAAGGAGCUGGAGUCGAAGGAACAGAAGACAAGGAAGAAACAAAGGAAGAGGAUGCAAAACGGGAAGGGGCAACGGACGAGGAACAAAAAGAAAGUGUUAGAGCAGAAGAAGCCAAAGAAUCUGCUGUUGCCCCAGAUAAAAAAGCACCAGACACGAAAGAACCACAAGAAACAGAUAAUAGAAACGUCUUAGCUGCUUUUCCAGGUAUUAACAAAACGGAAAGUGGACAUGAAUCGAAAUUUGAGGCCAAAGGAACCUCUGAAAGUGCCGGUUUAAGCACGCCAACGAGAAAAAUGAGCGAGCUUUCUCUAGUAUCUCCCACUCCACUGCAAUUACAGAAUGUCAAGGGUCGCACAUCUGCGGGCUCCAUGAAAAGUCUAAACGGUAUUAGCAGUGCCAGGAAGAAGAAGAAGCAUCCAAUCCACAGCCAUCUCGACAUACCGGGUAGUGUGACAUCUUCCAGCGGUACGGCAACGUAUAGAGAUCGUACUAAGUAA
This is a messenger RNA of Zygotorulaspora mrakii, 2463 nucleotides long. RefSeq lists its product as uncharacterized. Gene Ontology annotation, cellular component: nucleus. Gene Ontology annotation, biological process: protein phosphorylation; intracellular signal transduction. Gene Ontology annotation, molecular function: protein serine/threonine kinase activity; ATP binding. The transcript has a single exon. The record is from RefSeq and is a predicted model, not a curated record. NCBI's taxonomy places the organism in Eukaryota, Fungi, Ascomycota, Saccharomycetes, Saccharomycetales, Saccharomycetaceae. The coding region runs from base 1 to 2463 and encodes 820 amino acids.